ACUCAUUGUCUGCUCAUCUAUCUGAGAAAAGACUGUUGAGUCAAAGCUGUGUUUACAGAAGCUGAUUGUCUUUACCUUGACCCAACACAAACCUGCUGCAUUAUGUCUUUUGCUGCCUCCCAUUCACUGUACCUGUAUAGAAUCAUUCCUUAAAUUCUGCUUUUCAUUUACACAGAUGUAUGGGCGGUACACCCAGGAGCUGGGUGUGUAUGCCAAGGAGGAAGCUGCCCGCCUGCGGGAUGGAGGAGGAGUGCGGGAUGGCGGAGGACUGCGGAGGAACACCAGUGUUCGUAGUCGUGCUGCAGAUCUGCUGGAGUAUGAGAAACACCCCUGUGCUAAGUGCCAUUUGUGUGCGUCUCGCUGCCAGAAGUUCCUGAUCUCCCGGGUGGGGGAGGACUGGAUCUUCCUCAUUCUGCUGGGGCUGCUCAUGGCUCUGGUCAGCUGGGUCAUGGACUAUGCCAUUGCCUUCUGCCAAGAAGCACAGAAGUGGAUGUAUGGUGGACUGGACAGUAACAUGCUUCUGCAAUACAUCGCCUGGGUCACCUACCCUGUAGUGCUCAUCACUUUCUCCGCGGGGUUCACACAGAUCCUCGCGCCUCAGGCUGUGGGUUCAGGCAUUCCUGAGAUGAAGACAAUACUGAGGGGGGUGGUCCUGAAGGAGUAUCUGACCUUUAAAACGUUUGUGGCCAAAGUCAUCGGCCUGACCUGCGCCCUGGGCAGCGGGAUGCCCCUGGGGAAGGAGGGACCCUUCGUUCACGUCGCCAGCCUGUGUGCCGCUCUCCUCAGCAAAUUCAUGGCCGCUCUUUUCGGAGGGAUUUACAUGAUGAAAAUGGAAGAGCCCUUUGGGGGAAGCAAGAACGAGUUGAGGAACACAGAGAUGCUCUCGGCUGCCUGUGCAGUGGGUGUGGGCUGCUGCUUUGCUGCCCCUAUUGGAGGGGUGCUGUUCAGUAUUGAGGUAACAUCAACGUUUUUCGCCGUGAGGAACUACUGGAGGGGCUUCUUCGCUGCCACCUUCAGUGCCUUCAUAUUCAGAGUGCUGGCCGUGUGGAAUCAGGAGGAAGAGACCAUCACUGCUCUCUUUAAGACCCGCUUCCGUCUGGACUUCCCGUUCGACCUUCAGGAGCUGCCAGCGUUCGCCAUCCUCGGGAUUGCCUGUGGUUUUGGUGGUGCUCUGUUUGUCUACCUGAACCGGCUGAUUGUAGAGUGCAUGAGGAAACAGAAGACAAUUAACAAGUUCUUGCUGAGGAAUCCCUCUCUUCCUGUCAGGCGUCUGGUGUAUCCUGCACUUGUCACCCUGCUCAUCUCCACACUCACGUUCCCUCCAGGCUUCGGGCAGUUCAUGGCUGGACAGCUGACGCAGCACGAGUCUCUGGUGGCACUGUUCGACAACCGCACGUGGUGCCGUCAGGGUGUGGCCGAAGAGUUCGACUACAUCAGCCACCACCACGCCUGGAAACACCCACAGGUCAACGUCUUCAUCACACUCAUCCUCUUCAUCAUCAUGAAGUUCUGGAUGUCAGCCGUGGCCACCACCAUGCCUGUUCCAUGUGGGGCCUUCAUGCCCGUUUUUCUUAUUGGUGAAUAA
Messenger RNA from Paralichthys olivaceus (Japanese flounder), 1585 nucleotides. Lineage: Eukaryota; Metazoa; Chordata; Actinopteri; Pleuronectiformes; Paralichthyidae. The record is from RefSeq and is a predicted model, not a curated record.